Chara braunii is the source of this 1322-nucleotide messenger RNA. Lineage: Eukaryota; Viridiplantae; Streptophyta; Charophyceae; Charales; Characeae. The record is from the annotation of a GenBank genome assembly.
GGGAGGAGAAGAUGGAGGAGGAGGAGAUGCACGAGGAGUUGGAGGAGGAGACAGAGGAAGAGGACAACAUACACGAGGAAGAGUAAGGGAAGGAAAAGGAGAACAUGGAGGAGGAGGGGUAGGAGAUGGAGGACAAGAUGAAGGAGGAAGAGAUGGAGGAGGAGAUAGAGGACGUGUAGAAAAAGAUGGAGUACAUGGAGGAGGAGUAGAUGGUGGAGGACAUGGAGGAGGAGUGGAUGGUGGAGGAGCAUGGAGGACAUGGAGGAGGAGAAGACGGUGGAGGAGGACAUGGAGGAGGAGUAGAUGGUGGAGGACAUGCAGGAGGAGUAGAUGGUGGGGGACGACAUGGAGGAGGAGUAGAUGGUGGAGGACAUGGAGGAGGAGUAGAUGGUGGAGGAGCAUGGAGGACAUGGAGGAGACUGGGUGAAGGAAGGCGGGGCAACUCCUUUGUCCGUUGCCGCCUAUGCCAGGGGGUUUUCACCGGUUCUAGGUCUUGUGGAGUUGAGCACUUCACGAAGCAGAAGACACACUACCCGCGGCGGAGUGCAGAGAUUUUGUACAAGUUGCAAAGUGCAGGGGCAUUCCUUAAGGAUGCCAUCCCGCAGCGUCUCGCUUCGGAGUACGCGGAGAGGUUAGAGGGUGAUAUGGCUGCAGACGACCUCCAUCAGUACAUGGAGGCGGAGGGGGGUGGAGAAGCAGCGCAGUCACAGCCUGGGGCACCCUUGUGGGGUAGAGGAGCGGAUGGUGGCGAUGUCGGUGGGGGGACAAUCAGAUUGGCGGGCGAUUUGAAUCCUGACCAUCGGCGCGGUGGUAGGGCACGUGACGACACUCAUCCUACGGGUUUUGAGGACGUGUUACCCCGUGGAGAAGGUGUCAGAGGUGUGGACGACGCUUAUCAAACAGGUGGAUGUAGUGUUAGUAAGGUCCCCGCCUCCACAUCCAUAGUGCUGAUGCGGCAGUCGACUCUGGAUCCACAUAUAGGGAACAAGAUCCAGAUGGAUCUUGACGGUUAUGGGCUCUCACUAUCUAUCGUGGCAGAGUGGCCUUCAACUGGCUGCGGUUAGCUGAGACGGGGCAAUUGUGACACUACAUAUGCACUCUAUUCCGUCCCACGAUAGUACCACUUCCACGACUCCUCUCGUGUGAGGGGGUGGAGAGGUGCAGAAAAUCGAGAUUGAACUGCUUUUCUGCAUCUCUGCUUAAAACACGUCCAAAUUCAACAUAUUUAUCCAAACCUCUUUGCUAGUGGGACCUCGCCCCAAGGGUAGUCAUUGAGCCUGGCAAAGGUAGGACACUCUACUCAAUCAAUCCUAAUAUACUGA